UGUAUUUUGUAGUGACACUUGAAAUUACACAAACUUUAAUGGCUGCCGUUCAGAAAGCAAAUAAUUAUUUUUAGCUUUUGAUAUUUCGUCCGUGAAAAGUGAACUCUUAAACAAUUAAAUAAUUAAAAUAAAUGUGCUUGUAAGUGUUGCAAAAAUGUCUAACGCAGCAGCAGCACAAUGGGUGAAAUUCUUCAAUGCCUCUGGUAUACCUUCACCAGCGGCAGCCAGUUACGCACAUAUAUUUGUGGAAAACCGCAUACAAAAUGAUAUGUUAAUGGAUCUCAAUAAAGAAUAUUUGCGUGAAAUGGGCAUAACACCAAUGGGCGAUAUAAUAGCUAUAUUAAGGCAUGCAAAGAAUGUGAGUGACCAAACUGCUCGAGAAAAGGUGCUUAUAAAUUCAGAAAUGUGUGUGCCCAUUGCGGCCGUACCGGCAAAUCCACAUUUAGCACAAGAGCGUCCCUCGACGACUACCAUGGUUAGGCUCAAAUCUGUGCCAGUAACAUCAAGUACUUCAAGCUCUAGUAGUAGUCGUACAUAUCUUAAAGGUUCAGAUGAUGUGGGCGAACCGAUUAUUAAACAAGCUAGACGCGUUUUACCAGAACACGAAGGCAAAUAUAAAAUAAAACUUCCUUCUGGCAACACAAAACGCAGCAAAGAAAUACUUGCCAAAAAAGAAAAAUUAUAUUCACAACGUGAAAACACACAACGUUCCGCGGUAUUUGAACGUCUAGCCAAAAACUCUUCAUCCACCAUAGAUUUGGCCAGAGAGGAUACAGAUGACGGUGAAAUUAGUAGUGGCAGUAAUAGCAGUAAUGCGAAGGAAACAACUAUACGCAAUGUGCAAGUACGUGUGACUGGUGUUGGUGGGAGCAAUAAUAAAGCUCCUACUGGUUCAUCCAUAUUUUCACGUUUAGGCGGAAAAUCACAGGGAGAUGCUGAUAAUGAUUUAAUCAUGGCUAAACAUAUUAAACCAAUACUAAAAAAUACGUCGAAAACUACAAGUCGUUCAACUAUUGUCAAAUCAAAGAUUGUAACUUCAAAUAUAUCGCCAGUGCGUAUACAUCCACAGAAGCAAAAGGUUAUCCUGGUGAAGAAAGUACCAUUGAAAACAAACGAAAGUGAUGACGACGAUAAUAAUUCAAUGUAUAGUGGUAAUGACGUUGAUAUGGAUGAUAUUGUUACCAGCUCCAAUACUGUAAGCAGCAGUGAGAAAAUUGUGAAAUUUGCGUCUACAGCGGAGGUGCAUGAAAUAGCCUCGGAACCGCGUUAUAAGCAAUCACCCAAUGAGAGAAAUUACAAAUCCAGCGCUGUAGGCGCAUAUCAAGGAAAUGCUGCAGGUGGCGUUAAAUCAAGACUGGGUUUGAACACGAUCUUGCAUAGCACAAAGAAAACGUACAACUUAAAGGCUGCAAGCAAUAUCAAUGGCAAAACACGUAUUAGUCCCGUAAAAGCUAAAUCCAUACGUUUGAAGUCAGAUGAGAUUAUAAUGCGACAAGAAUUGCCAGUUCAUCGUCGUUUGGGUGGUGGCAGCAAUAUUAGCAGCACUACAACACACGGCAAAUCGAUGUCGUCGCUUUCAAAGCGGGUCGGUAAAGUGAAUAUAUCCAAGAAAUCGUCAACAACACAAAGGAAACCGCAAAAGCAAUCAGAGUCAUCAGUUUUCGACCGUUUAGGUUUUAAUAGUUAAGUUGUCAUUGUUUCGAAUAUUAUACCAUUUUCUAAUUUGUGAAAAAGAGCAAAAAAUAAGUUGCAAUCAACUAUAACAUAUUUCAGCGAAAAAUAAAGCAUAAAUUUGAAUUGUUUCGCGAUAAUCCAAACGAUUCAAAUUUCUACAAUUAAAUUUGUUUAGGAGUUACUUACAUGCUCGUUUAUGAUUUUAAUAGACUAACAGAGACUGUGGAGAAUUAAUAAAGAAAUUUGUUUAAAUUAA
Messenger RNA from Zeugodacus cucurbitae (melon fly), 1930 nucleotides. RefSeq lists its product as uncharacterized. Gene Ontology annotation, cellular component: nucleus. NCBI's taxonomy places the organism in Eukaryota, Metazoa, Arthropoda, Insecta, Diptera, Tephritidae. Bases 155 to 1687 code for a protein of 510 amino acids. The record is from RefSeq and is a predicted model, not a curated record. Gene Ontology annotation, molecular function: protein binding. The transcript is spliced from 7 exons.